Jaculus jaculus (lesser Egyptian jerboa) is the source of this 5945-nucleotide messenger RNA. It is a transcript of the gene Ltbp1, whose product is annotated as latent transforming growth factor beta binding protein 1. The transcript is spliced from 34 exons. Gene Ontology annotation, molecular function: calcium ion binding. The coding region runs from base 16 to 5121 and encodes 1701 amino acids. NCBI's taxonomy places the organism in Eukaryota, Metazoa, Chordata, Mammalia, Rodentia, Dipodidae. The record is from RefSeq and is a predicted model, not a curated record.
CGCCUCCGGAUCCCGAUGGCCGGGGCCUGGCUCAGGUGGGGGCUGCUGCUCUGGGCAGGGCUGCUGGCGUCGUCGGGGCCCAGCGGUCUGCGGAGGAUCACGUACGUGCUGCGCCCCGGGGGGGGGCCCGGCUUGCCUCUGGGAAGACCCCCGCGCCCGCGGACCUUCAACGUCGUGCUGAACGCCGGCUACAGCCGCGCCUCGGCCGCCGGGCCCCCCUCCGAGCGGACGCGCCGUACCAGCCAGCCCGGGCUCCGGCCGCCGCCGCCUCCACCGCCGCCAGCGGAGCCCGCGCGCCCGGGGAGCCCCGGCCCGCAGCCGCAGCCCGAGCCCGGCGCGCACGCCGCCGCCAAGCGAGGCCGACACGUCGCGCGCUCCAAAGCCGAGACCCCGGGAGGCGGCGGCGGCGGCGGGGGCUCCGGGCUGCGGGGUCACCCCAAACAGCAGCUGCAGGGGGUCAAUAUCUGUGGAGGGCAGUGUUGCCAUGGCUGGAGCAAGGCCCCUGGCUCCCAGAGGUGCACCAAACCGAGCUGUGUCCCGCCGUGCCAGAAUGGAGGGAUGUGUCUCCGGCCUCAGCUGUGCGUGUGUAAGCCGGGGACAAAGGGCAAAGCCUGUGAGAGGACAACCGCCCAGGACACCUCACCGUCGGCCUUUGGGGGACAGCAUCCCGGGCCUCCCUCCUCGUGGGUCCCUCCCGAGCAAGUGGCAAAACAUACUUCGCCCAAGAAGGCCGACAGUCCACCGCGGGUCAGCCCAGUGGCCCAGAUGACCUUGACUCUCAAGCCGAAGCCUUCGGUGGGGCUGUCCCAGCAGAUACCUCCUCAAGUGGCACCCCUGUCCUCCGAGAAUGUGAUGAUUCAUCGUGGCCAGACCCAGGAAUAUGUCCUCAAGCCCAGAUACUUCCCAGCCCAGAAGGUGAUCUCAGGAGAGCAAUCCACGGAAGGCUCGUUCUCUUUACGAUACGGGCAGGAUCAAGUCGCCACACCGUUUCAAGUGAGUAACCACACUGGCCGCAUCAAGGUGGUUUUUACUCCGAGCAUCUGUAAAGUGACCUGCACCAAGGGCAGCUGUCGGAACAGCUGUGAGAAGGGGAACACCACCACUCUCAUUAGUGAGAACGGCCAUGCUGCUGACACCCUGACAGCCACGAACUUCCGAGUGGUCAUCUGCCACCUUCCAUGUAUGAAUGGUGGCCAGUGUAGCUCAAGAGACAAAUGUCAGUGCCCUCCAAAUUUCACAGGGAAGCUCUGUCAGAUCCCAGUGCACGGUACCAGCGUCCCCAAGUUCUACCAGCAUUCCCAGCAGCCAGGCAAGGCACUGGGGACGCAUGUGAUCCACUCUACGCACACCCUGCCUCUGACCAUGACUAGUCAGCACGGAGUCAAAGUGAAAUUCCCCCCCAACAUAGUCAAUAUCCAUGUGAAACACCCACCUGAGGCUUCUGUCCAGAUACAUCAGGUCUCCAGAAUUGACGGCCCAGUGGCUCAGAAGGUCAAGGAAGCUCCGCCUGGCCAAUCCCAAGUCUCUUACCAAGGGCUUCCUGCGCCAAAGACCCAGACGGUGCAUUCCACGUCCUCCCGCCAGCAAGCUGCGCCUCACGUCUACCCUGUGGCUGCUAAGACACAGCUUGGCCGAUGCUUCCAGGAAACCAUCGGGUCACAGUGCGGCAAAGCGCUCCCUGGCCUUUCAAAACAAGAGGACUGCUGUGGGACAGUGGGCACCUCCUGGGGCUUUAACAAGUGCCAAAAAUGCCCCAAGAAGCCAUCUUACCACGGGUAUACUCCCAUGAUGGAAUGCCUACAAGGUUAUAAGCGGGUUAACAACACCUUUUGCCAAGAUAUAAAUGAGUGCCAGCUCCAAGGUGUGUGCCCUAAUGGUGAGUGCCUGAAUACCAUGGGCAGCUUUAGAUGCACCUGCAAAAUGGGAUUUGGACCAGACCCUACUUUUUCAAGUUGUAUUCCGGAUCCCCCUGUGAUCUCAGAGGAGAAAGGACCCUGUUACCGACUUGUCAGUUCUGGAAGACAGUGUAUACACCCUCUGUCUGUUCACCUCACCAAGCAGCUCUGCUGUUGUAGUGUGGGCAAAGCCUGGGGCCCACACUGUGAGAAAUGUCCCCUCCCAGGCACAGCUGCUUUUAAGGAAAUCUGUCCUGGUGGAAUGGGUUAUACGGUUUCUGGCGUUCAUAGACGCAGACCGAUCCAUCACCAUAUAGGUAAAGGAGCUGUGUUUGUCAAGCCAAAGAACACCCAACCUGUUGCUAAAAGUACUCACCCCCCACCUCUCCCAGCCAAGGAAGAGCCAGUGGAGGCCCUGACCUUCUCACGGGAACACGGGCCAGCAGUGGCGGAGCCCGAAGUGGCAACGGCACUCCCUGAGAAGGAGAUCCCUUCAUUGAAUCAAGAGAAAACCAAGCUCGAGCCCGGGCAACCCCAGCUCUCUCCAGGCAUUUCAACUAUCCAUUUGCACCCGCAGUUUCCAGUUGUGAUUGAAAAGACAUCACCUCCUGUGCCUGUCGAGGUCGCUCCAGAAGCUUCUACGUCAAGUGCCAGCCAAGUAAUUGCACCUACUCAAGUAACAGAGAUCAACGAAUGCACUGUGAACCCCGACAUCUGUGGGGCAGGACACUGCAUUAACCUGCCGGUGAGGUACACCUGCGUAUGCUAUGACGGCCACAGAUUCAGUGAGCAGCAGAGGAAGUGCGUUGACAUUGACGAAUGUGCUGAGGGGCCUCACCUCUGCUCCCAGGGGCGCUGUGAAAACACCAAGGGAAGUUUCCUGUGUAUCUGCCCAGCAGGAUUUAUGGCCAGCGAGGAGGGCACUAACUGCAUAGACGUGGAUGAGUGCCUGCGGCCCGACGUGUGUGGGGAGGGGCGCUGCAUCAACACCGCGGGGGCCUUCCGGUGCGAGUACUGCGGCCGCGGGCACAGGAUGAACCGGCGAGGCCGUUGCGAGGAUAUCGACGAAUGUCUGACACCAAGCACUUGCCCCGAGGAGCAGUGUGUGAACUCCCCUGGCUCAUACCAGUGCGUGCCCUGCACAGAAGGCUUCCGGGGCUGGAACGGCCAGUGCGUGGAUGUGGAUGAGUGCCUGGAGCCAAACGUCUGCAGAAAUGGCUCGUGUUCCAACCUCGAAGGCUCCUACAUGUGUUCCUGUGACAAGGGCUAUAGCCCGACGCCGGACCACAGACACUGUCAAGACAUUGAUGAAUGUCAGCAAGGAAACCUGUGCAUGCAUGGACAGUGCCAGAACUCUGAGGGCUCCUUCUGGUGCACCUGUGGACAGGGAUACCAGCUGUCAGCAGCAAAAGACCAGUGUGAAGAUAUUGACGAAUGCCAGCACCACCACCUCUGCUCUCACGGGCAGUGCCGGAACACAGAGGGAUCUUUCCAGUGCCUGUGCAACCAGGGCUACAGAGCAUCCGCGCUGGGAGACCACUGUGAGGAUAUCAACGAGUGUUUGGAGGACAGCAGUGUCUGCCAGGGAGGGGACUGCGUCAACACAGCAGGGUCCUACGACUGUACUUGUCCAGACGGAUUCCAGCUUAAUGACAACAAAGGAUGCCAAGACGUUAAUGAAUGUGAACACCCCGCACACUGUGGUCCCCAUGGCAAGUGUCUGAACACGCCCGGCUCUUUCCACUGUGUCUGCGAACAGGGCUUCUCCAUCUCCGCAGAUGGCCGGACAUGUGAAGAUAUUGAUGAAUGUGUGAACAACACUGUGUGUGACAGGCACGGGUUUUGUGACAAUACAGCUGGCUCCUUCCGCUGCCUCUGUUAUCAGGGCUUUCAGGCCCCACAGGAUGGGCAAGAGUGUGUGGACGUGAACGAGUGUGAGCUGCUCAGUGGCGUGUGUGGGGAGGCCUUCUGUGAGAACGUGGAAGGGUCGUUCCUGUGCGUGUGUGCCGACGAAAACCAGGAGUACAGUCCCAUGACCGGGCAGUGCCGCUCCCGAACCUCUGGAGAGACAGAGGUAGAUCAACCCAGAGAAGAAAGGAAAGAAUGCUACUACAACCUCAAUGACGCCAGUCUCUGCGACAACGUGCUGGCCGCCAACGUCACCAAGCGAGAGUGCUGCUGCACGUCGGGCGCAGGCUGGGGCGACAACUGCGAGGUCUUCCCCUGCCCUGUCCCGGGAGCCGCUGAGUUCACGGAAAUGUGCCCUAGAGGGAAAGGAUUCGUCCCUGAUGGAGAUUCCUCUUACGACACUGGUGGCGAGCAUUAUAAAGAUGCUGAUGAAUGCGCACUGUUUGGACAAGAAAUCUGCAAAAACGGCUACUGUCUGAACACUCAGCCUGGUUACGAGUGCUACUGUAAGCAGGGGACGUACUACGACCCGGUCAGGCUGCAGUGUUUUGAUAUGGAUGAAUGUCAAGACCCCAACAGUUGUAUUGAUGGCCAGUGUGUUAAUACUGAGGGCUCCUAUAACUGCUUCUGCUCACACCCAAUGGUCCUGGAUGCCUCAGAGAAGAGAUGUGUGCGACCCACUGAAUCAAAUGAGCAACUUGAAGAAACAGACGUGUACCAAGAUCUGUGCUGGGAGCACCUGAGCGAGGAGUACGUGUGCAGCCGUCCUCUGGUGGGCAAGCAGACCACGUACACCGAGUGCUGCUGCCUGUACGGCGAGGCCUGGGGCAUGCAGUGCGCCCUCUGCCCCAUGAAGGACUCGGAUGACUACGCCCAGCUGUGCAACAUCCCCGUGACGGGGCGCCGGCAGCCGUAUGGACGGGACGCCUUGGUGGACUUCAGUGAACAGUACGCUCCAGAGGCGGAUCCCUACUUCAUUCAGGACCGGUAUUUAAAUAGCUUUGAGGAGCUGCAGGCUGAAGAGUGUGGCAUCCUCAAUGGGUGUGAAAACGGCCGUUGUGUGAGGGUCCAAGAAGGUUACACCUGCGAUUGCUUUGAUGGUUAUCACCUGGACAUGGCCAAGAUGACCUGUGUUGAUGUCAAUGAAUGUGACGAGUUGAAUAACCGGAUGUCCCUCUGCAAGAAUGCCAAGUGCAUUAACACUGAAGGCUCCUACAAAUGCCUGUGCCUGCCAGGCUACGUUCCUUCUGACAAGCCCAACUACUGCACGCCCUUGAACACGGCUCUGAAGUUAGAAAAAGACAGUGACCUAGAGUGAAGGGCAAUCGACAUAACCUAAGUCCAUAUACUCUGCACCGUGUAAAGGAAAAGGGAGAAUGUAUUAUACUUGAGACGCUGCACCUAACCCAGAACGUUGGAAAUAGCACGGGGUUGCAUUAACUUCCAAAGACAAUGAGAGGAUUCCGCCUGAGCCUGAUAAGUGUGACAGACCAAAUGGACAUUUCUCUGAAAAAAAAAAUCCGUAUAUAUAGUCUGUUCAUAUGUAAAAUUCAGUGGAAAAGAGGCAGACCAGUGCUCUUAUUUUAAACAGAAGGUUGUAUUAUGAUGGUUUUGUUUGGUUUUGUUUUUGUUAUUUUUACUAUUGCUUAAGUUUGGCAUUUCAGUAAUGGUGGAAAUGUUUUAUAUAAUUUUCAGUUUUUUUGUUCCUUGGCUACUGUUUUCCCUCAGAUUUAAUCUCAAGGGCACAGGUCUUUGGUAGACGAUUGCUAAGCUGUAGUAAGUGUUAUGACAUGGGGUUCACUCCUCUUUUGACAUGGGGCUCGCUCCUCUUUUGGUCUGGAGCAAUUUUACAGCUGGCAUUGUCCUGUGGGACAGGCAGGGCUUGUCAAAACUUUUAUACAGAUUCGGAGAAAAGAAAGCUUUCUAUUUUGUGUAUUGUUUGAUUUCGUGUCCACUCUUAGCCAAGCUGCUAACAAGUGUCAUUUAAGUCCUUUUCUGAAAAUUGAACUUCUGAGUAUUGUAAUAUGUAAAGUCAACCCAGAAAAAAAAUUUAAACUUGAUCACCCAAAUAUUUACCAUUAUAUGUUAAAACAAAAUAAAUCACCAUUUUGUAGAAAAUAAAACCCUACAUGAGUGUGGCUA